ACAAUGAGGAUGUGUAUAGCUGUCUUUUAGCCAUGUUCUGUCGAUGGAUUUGCAAUAGUGCUGUGCAAAAAUGAGAUUUGUGGAUGCAAGACUCAAUCUGUCGUUUCAUAUGCGACGGUGAGUCAAAGAAAUUGGCAUGUGUUCACUCGGCAGGACAUUGUAUGCUCGUGCAGCAAUCGUGUAAAGAAACUACAGUGGGUUUUUGUACGCGUCGGAGUCUGACACCCGCUGGCCCAAUGGAGCCGCGUAUUCUUGCUAUUCCGUUGGCUUUGUUGACAUUCGUCGUUUUAGCUAGUGCAGGUGGAUUAUAUUUUACCAUUGAGCCACAAGAUGUUGUGGUUGAACAGGGUGCUCCAGCUAGAUUGGAUUGUGAAGCAAAAAGUGAUUUUGGGAAACCUAGUAUACAGUGGAGAACUGAUGAUGGACAGCCAAUUAAUUUUAUUGGAGAUAGUUACCAAUCUCAAUUAGCUAAUGGAUCCUUGUACAUAAAUAGCGUUUAUGGCAGUAGUUUGGAAUUGACAGGAAGCUAUCAGUGUCUAGCUUUUGUAGAUGAUGUUGGAGCUAUUGUUUCUCGAACUGCCACAAUUAAAAUUGCAAGUUUGCCAGGAUUUGAAAGGGAACCUCAAGAUACUAUGGUUUACCCAGGGCAAAUUGCAUAUUUAAGUUGUACACUUCUUACAACCUCUAGUUCAUUGGUUAUACAAUGGCUAAAAGAUGAACAUCCAUUAAUUCUUGAUGAUAGUCGAAUGACAGUUUUGCCAUCAGGUGCAUUAGAAAUUGAUGAUGUUAAUAUGCAAGAUAUUGGAUCAUACAGAUGCAAUGCUAGUAGUUAUGGACAAUAUAGGCUCAGUAAUAAAGCACAAUUAGGAUUAUUAACAAGUGAUAUUGAUCAAGGAAGUACUCCUCCGAUUUUUAUUGCUAAACCAUUACAACAAGUGAUUAUUGAAGGAUCAACAGUCACACUUGAAUGUGCUGCCAAUGGCUACCCUAAGCCAAGUAUACUUUGGUUGAAAGAUGGUGUUGCUAUUGAUGUAGCAUCUUUUGACUCUAGGUAUAGUAGAAUUGCUGCAUCCAGUCUUGUGAUCAGUAAGGUUCAAGAAAUUGAUGAUGGUUCUUAUCAGUGUCGUGCAGAGAAUGAAGUUGAAACAUUAGAUGCAGCUGCUAGUUUAAUUGUACAAGUUCCACCAAGAUUUAUUAAAAAACCAGAAGAUAAGGUAGCUAAUGAAAAUCAAGAUUUGGAGUUUGAAUGUGAAAUUUAUGGAAAACCUGAGCCAAAAAUUACAUGGCUUAAAAAUGGAGAACGUAUUACUUUAAGUGCAUAUUGGCAAAUCGUUAACGGUUAUAAUCUUAGAAUUAACGGCCUACUUCUAAUAGAUGCUGGUAUCUUUCAAUGCAUUGGAACAAAUUCCGCCGGAAGUGUACAAGCUGCAGCACGUUUAACAAUUAAUCAGCCUAAGAAGGCAAAUUCCCAUAAAAUUACUACUCCAAAAACAGUUCCUAAAAAAAAGUUAUUAUUACAUCGACAAUUGUAUAAUAAAACAUGGCAGCACCCAAGUACCCUUUUAGGCCAUACAAUGUCUGCGUUUACACCUAAUCCACCACUUUCCAUUAGUCCUUCUGAUGACCCUGCAGAUCUUCCUGGAUCUGUAAAAUUUCCUAAUUCCCUUUACGAUCCAAAAUCCCAUUUUGUAGAUGACACAGACAGUGUGGAAUCAAUAGAAGGAAGUGUCCCGUCAGCACCAAGGAAUUUAAGUGUCGUCAUUGUCACUGCUAGAUUUGUAACUUUACGGUGGCAAGAACCCGAAAAUACAAACGGAGAAAUUUUAAAUUAUUAUAUUUAUUAUAAACAAGAAGGUGUUCAGAGAGAACGAGUUAUUAAUACGCAACAAAAGUUAGAGGCGGUAAUACAAGGUUUACAACCAAGUAUGACGUAUCAGUUUCGAGUAGUCGCUUUGAAUGAAAGAGGUUCUGGAAUAUCUAGUGAAGUGUUACAAGUUACCACACUUACUGAGGCUAAUGUUCCUGGACCACCAUUGAAUUUAGAAGGUUAUGCAACAAGCAGUGUGAGCAUUGCUUUAUCUUGGGAAAAGCCACAAGUUGUUAAUGGCAGAAUUUCUAAAUACAUAAUUACAUUUGUAGAGGGUGACAAUGAGGAAAUAAUACGUGAAACUACUAGUACAAUGCACGAAUUAGUAGAUCUCGUGCCUUAUACAGAAUACAGUAUUAAAGUUCAGGCUGUAAAUGAGAAUGGUCCUGGUGUGUUUAGUAGAGAUAUCAUAGUGCGAACUUACAGUGCACAACCUACUCAACCACCGCACAAUGUAACAGUAGAACCAGUUAAUCCUACAAGUAUUAUAAUAAGAUGGGAGCCGCCACUUGAAGGACAAAACGGAAUUAUCACUGGUUACAAAAUUCGUUAUCGUCGUCACGAUCGCGGAUCGCAGCCUGUAACAAUAACAACUGAAGGAAAUCAACGUUCACGAGUACUCACGGAACUGGAGAAACACGUUGUCUAUCAGGUUCGCAUAUGUGCCUUAAACAUGAAUGGAACUGGACCUUGGACAGAAUGGAUACAGAUAGAAACAUAUGAAAUUGAGUCUGAUGAAAACCGAGUGCCAAAUACACCCAGCAACUUAAAAACAAAAGUAAUGUCGGAUUAUAUACAAGUUUUUUGGAAUCCUCCAAAAGAUCAAAGUAUUAAGGUAAAGGGAUAUAAACUAGGAUGGGGAAAGGGAGUCCCUGAUGUCGAAGUACGCCUUCUGGAUGGAAAAGAACGAUCUUUCACCAUAGAUCAAUUAGAACCGAUUACUGAGUAUGUUAUAUCUCUAAGAGCAACGAAUGAUGCUGGUGAUGGCCAACCAGCAUAUGCAAACGUGAGAACUACAGAACGUUCUGUAUCUGAAUUUUCUGUGCCUUUGAUACCUCCUGUUGGUCUUAAAGCAACUGUUCUUUCUGAUACUACAGUUGUACUAUAUUGGACUGAUACAACUUUGCCAAAAACUCAAUUUGUAACGGAUAAUCGUUAUUACGUGGUACGUUAUACAUCACAUCAUCAUAGCAGUAACGUUCGUUAUAAAUAUCAUAAUGCUACUGAUCUUAAUUGUAUGAUAAAUGAUUUGAAACCCAAUACAUUAUAUGAAUUUACAGUUAAACUUGUUAAGGGAAAACGAGAAUCGCCAUGGAGUAUGGUUGUUUCAAAUCAAACUCAAGAAGCUGCACCUAGUUCUGCACCUAGGGAUCUAAUAAUUCAAAGUAUCGAAGACCGUCCAACUUCAGCUCUACUGCGUUGGCAACCUCCUAAACAACCAAAUGGUCCAAUUACAGGAUAUAUUAUUUUUUAUUCGACUGAUAACACGAAGUGGGAUCGGGAUUGGUUAUUAGAAGCUGUAAUUGGAGAUAAAACUGAAUUUAUCGUGAAAGGUCUGCAACCAAAUACAACCUACUACUUCAAGAUCCAAGCACGAAAUUCAAAAGGAUAUGGUCCUUUUUCUACAACUGUUCCAUUUAAGACACCUCAGAGUAGUGGCAUGGAUAUCUAUGAUGAAUUGCAUGAUCGAGAUGGACGUGGACUUUCGAAUAUAUUAAUCUAUAUUAUUGUGGGUUGUUCUAUUGUUGUUAUCACUGGCAUAGCAGUAGUAGUUGUGGUUAUAUGUUGUAAACGUAGCCCGGAUACACCUGAUAGAAAGAAAGGAUAUAUGAAAGAUACAAAUCAGAAAACAAACAUCAAGCCACCAGAUUUGUGGAUUCAUCAUGAUCAGAUGGAACUCAAAGCUCUUGAAAAGACUUCAAUAAAUGGAGAGGCAUCUACUAGUGGUGUAGCUAGUAAUACCUUACCCAGGUCAAACAACCAAGAUUAUAAUCAAGAAAAUGUGCAUGGAAAUUCUAGUUCAUUGGACAAACGUACUUAUGUACCAAGUUAUCUGGGUAACACUGAUGAGAAGUGCUCGACCCUGAGUAGGCAGCAUAGUCGAGGAAGCCACAAACCUAAACUUAUUACACUUCCUGUUGACAGUGCAUCUUUACAUCAACCUAUAGCGACAGCUACACCGAUCGUAAAUACGAGCAUGUCACAACCAACAAUUCACACAUCAUGCAGUGAUACACCAUCCGUGAGACAGAAUUAUCCUCGAACUGUGGCUCAAUAUAGUUUAAGUCGAGCACAUAUUACUUUAGAACCGACACCAGAAUCGAGUCCAGAUUCUUGCAAUAUUUCAACUUCCUAUGAACCAAUGCAAAGCCAACAAUUAUCAUAUGGUACAAGUGGUCAGUCAUAUAGUGGAAAUACUCAAUAUGCUUCGGGACACUAUAACAAUAAUAAUCAACCAUCAAGUACAGGCAGUGGAACUGAUAGUGGUAGUGGUAGUAAAAGAAUGCAAGGACAUCCCUUAAAAAGUUUUAGUGUGCCAGCACCUCCACCUCAGUCUGCCCCUUCAACACCAGCCCAACAAAAACAUGGCGUUUCUCAAGUAACUGUAAGACCUACAAUGUCCGGAAGUCCGUAUAAGAAACCACAGAGUUCUACGCAAUUAGCAAAAAACCGAUUAGCCUCAGUUUCAAAUCCGGUGCACACUUCAGAAGAAGUUGAACGGUUGAAGCCUUCUUACAGUACAGAAGAAUUGAACCAAGAAAUGGCUAAUUUAGAAGGUCUUAUGAAAGACUUGAACGCCAUAACAGCAUCUGAAUUUGAGUGCUAGGAAAGGUUCCUAAACCUUGUGCCAUCUCAAUUCAAUAGACUGCAAUGAUACAUUCUCAAUG
Eufriesea mexicana is the source of this 4755-nucleotide messenger RNA. RefSeq names its product neogenin protein frazzled (gene fra). Gene Ontology annotation, molecular function: protein binding. The record is from RefSeq and is a predicted model, not a curated record. Gene Ontology annotation, biological process: cell-cell adhesion. NCBI's taxonomy places the organism in Eukaryota, Metazoa, Arthropoda, Insecta, Hymenoptera, Apidae. Gene Ontology annotation, cellular component: membrane.